AGUGAUCUUUUUUCACAUCUAUUGAAUCUCUCAGAGAUCGCCUUGUUGCGCGGCCUGAAGAGGGACCACAUAGAUCACAGAAUGCUUCAACCACCGAGAGAUCGACGUUUCCAUAGCAUCCACUUCACCUUCUGAGAUCACAAACUUUCAAGAAGACGGCGUGAAAGUGGGGAAUUGUUGGAGACCUCCAGAUUCGCGAAAUGUUGGAAUGGAAGGCGCAGACUCUGACUCGCCGUCUCAAACAGGAGUAUGAAGUGCUUCGCGGAUCUGGGAUCAACGAGAGAGAAACUUGGAUUUCUUCGGAUAUCACGAAACGCUCACGGGGAAGUACACUAGCGCGGAUAACGAGAAGUUCGGCGCAGACUUUGCAACAUGGCCUCGGCUGUUAAUGUCUCCUCCGAGCAGGAAAACAGAGACCCCGAUCGGCCGAGGAUAACGCGGAGAAAUAGGGGGAACUAUCGGACCGCCGCAGCGGAUUUGGAGUAUUUGCAGCGGCCGAGUUAUUGCGAUGCCGCCUUUGCAUUGGAGCAGAUAUCAGAGGGGAAGGCGACUGGGAGGAAAGCACCGCUGUGGCUGAGAGCAAAGUUUCAAAGACUUUUGUUUAAUCUUGGCUGUUACAUACAAAAGAACUGUGGAAAGUUUUUAGUUGUGGGCCUUUUAAUAUUCGGAGCUUUUGCUGUUGGUUUAAGGGCAGCUAAUCUGGAGACGGACGUGGAGAAACUCUGGGUAGAAGUGGGCGGCAGGGUAAAUCAAGAACUCAAGUACACGCGGCAGAAGAUCGGAGAGGAGGCCAUGUUUAGUCCUCAGCUCAUGAUUCAGACGCCGAGACAGGAAGGUGCUAACAUUCUGACCGUGGAGGCGCUAACGCAACACCUCGACUCUGCCAUUAAAGCCAGCAGAGUGCACGUUUACAUGUAUAACAGGCAAUGGAAAUUGGAACAUUUAUGUUACAAAUCAGGAGAACUCGUCACAGAAACCAAUUUUGUUGACCAGAUUAUAGAGAAACUGCAUCCAUGUCUGAUCAUCACUCCUCUGGACUGCUUCUGGGAAGGGGCUAAACUGCAUGCAGGAUCAGUCUACCUCCCUGGCAAACCUUCCGUGCAGUGGACCAACUUUGAUCCUAUGGGAUUUAUUGCUGAGCUGAAGAAGAUGAAGAUUUCAGUGGACAUAUGGGAGGAGAUGCUGAUCAAAGCAGAGGUGGGUCAUGGCUACAUGGAGCGCCCCUGCCUGAACCCUUCAGACCCCGACUGUCCAUCCUCAGCUCCCAACAAGAACACAACAGGGCAUUUUGACGUGGCUCGUGUUCUGACUGGCGGCUGCCAUGGGCUCUCCAAAAAGUACAUGCACUGGCAGGAGGAGCUUAUCGUAGGCGGGACCAAAAAGAAUGACAGCGGCAAACUUCUGAGCGCACAGGCCCUUCAGACCAUGUUCCAACUCAUGACCCCGAAGCAGAUGUACGAGCACUUGAAGGGCUAUGAAGAGGUCUCUCACAUCAACUGGAACGAGGACAAAGCAGCUGCCAUACUGGAGGCCUGGCAGAGGAAAUACUCUGAGGCGGUCCAGCAGAGUGUGUCUGUCAAUUCUUCGCAGAAGGUUCUCACGUUCACCACCACCACCUUGGAAGACAUCCUCAAGUCCUUCUCUGAUGUCAGUGUGAUUCGUAUCGCCAGUGGCUACCUCCUCAUGCUCGCCUAUGCAUGUCUGACCAUGCUGCGAUGGGACUGUGCAAAGUCCCAGGGGGCCGUGGGGCUGGCCGGAGUAUUACUGGUUACUCUGUCUGUCGCUGCUGGACUGGGGCUUUGCUCUCUCUUGGGUAUCUCUUUUAAUGCCGCUACCACCCAGGUGUUGCCAUUCCUGGCCCUCGGCGUAGGGGUGGAUGAUGUCUUCCUAUUGGCUCACGCUUUCAGCGAGACCGGCCAGAACAAGAGAAUUCCAUUCGAGGACCGCACCGGUGAGUGUCUGAAGAGGACUGGAGCAAGUGUGGCCUUGACCUCCAUCAGUAACGUGACCGCUUUUUUCAUGGCCGCCCUCAUUCCAAUCCCUGCACUGCGAGCCUUCUCCUUACAGGCGGCAGUGGUCGUGGUAUUUAACUUUGCUAUGGUGCUGCUCAUCUUUCCUGCCAUCCUCAGCAUGGAUCUGUACCGCAGAGAGGACCGCCGCUUUGACAUCUUUUGCUGCUUUGUCAGCCCCUGCGCAAACCGGGUGAUUCAGUUGGAGCCGCAGGAAGCGUAUGCCGACUCCUCCACUGACUCCAGCUGCUACAGCCCUCCACCCUCCUACAGCAGCCACAGUUUCGCCCAGCACACCCACAUCACCAUGCAAUCCACUGUACAGCUGCGUACCGAGUACGACCCCAGAACGCAGGCUUACUACACCACGGCCGAGCCUCAUUCUCACAUAUCCGUCCAACCCUACCAGCCCAACCCCAACCGCAAUAACAACAAUAACCACCACGGCAGCGGGGCAGGAGUUAGGGCGAGCCCGCCAGGAAGCAGUUCUACCGCCGGCGGUGUGGUUUCGGACACAGCAUCCUGCCAGAGCCCUGACGGGGCGAGCUCCACGCGUGACCUUCUGUCUCAGUUUGGGGAGUCAGGAUUGCGGUGUUUGGAGCCUCCGUGUUCACGUUGGACGUUUGCAUCGUUUGCUGAGAAGCACUACGCGCCUUUUCUGCUGCAGCCUAAGACGAAGGUGGUGGUCAUUUUACUCUUCUUGGCACUGUUGGUGGUCAGUCUUUACGGAACCACGCGGGUCCGGGAUGGUUUGGAGCUGACGGACAUCGUGCCGCGGGAUACGGGUGAAUACGACUUCAUCCGUGCCCAGUUUCGCUACUUUUCCUUCUAUAACAUGUACGUGGUGACCCAAAGAGCGGACUACGCUCAGAUUCAGCCGCAGCUGUACGAACUGCACCAGCGCUUUGGAAGCGUGAAGUACGUCCUGCGGGAGGAAAACGGACAGCUCCCGUGCAUGUGGCUGCAUUACUUCAGAGACUGGCUGCUAGGUUUGCAGGAGGCGUUCGAUAAGGACUGGCAGGCGGGUCGCAUCACUCAGGGGAACUACAGGAACGGCUCUGAUGAUGGUGUCCUGGCCUACAAACUCCUGGUGCAGACCGGCCGCAGAGAGAAACCAGUCAACAUCAACCUGUUAACCAGACAGCGGUUGGUGAACUCAGAAGGAAUCAUCAACCCGAAUGCCUUCUACAUUUAUUUAUCUGCCUGGGUGAGCAAUGACCCGGUCGCCUACGCUGCGUCACAGGCCAACAUCCGCCCGCAUCCUCCAGAGUGGCUCCAAGACAGGACCGACUCUAAUCCUGUCAGCAGACUUAACAUUCCUGCGGCCGAGCCCAUCGAAUAUGCACAGCUUCCCUUCUACCUCAACGGGCUCCGCGAGACGCCACAGUUCGUGGAGGCCAUCGAGAGCGUCCGCGCCAUCUGCAGCAACUACACUCGCCAGCGUCUGCCCAGCUACCCGAACGGCUACCCGUUCCUGUUCUGGGAGCAGUACGUAGGCCUGCGUCACUGGCUCCUGCUGUCCAUAAGCGUCGUGUUGGCCUGCACAUUCCUGGUGUGUGCCGUCUUUCUGCUCAACCCUUGGACCGCUGGAAUCAUAGUUCUGGUGCUGUCUUUGAUGACGGUGGAGCUGUUUGGCAUGAUGGGAUUGAUCGGCAUCAAGCUCAGCGCCGUGCCUGUCGUCAUCCUUAUUGCUUCUGUGGGCAUCGGAGUGGAAUUCACCGUUCACGUGGCACUGGCAUUCCUCACAGCCAUUGGGGACAGGAACAAGAGAGCAGUCCUGGCGCUUGAGCACAUGUUUGCCCCGGUGUUGGAUGGGGCGUUUUCCACCCUGCUGGGCGUCCUGAUGCUGGCAGGGUCAGAGUUUGACUUUAUAGUCAGGUAUUUCUUCGCUGUUUUGGCCAUCCUUACGGUGUUGGGGGUCCUGAAUGGACUGGUGCUUCUCCCAGUCUUAUUGUCCUACUUUGGCCCUUAUCCUGAGGUGUCUCCAGUAGAUGGGCGAAGCCGACUACCCACCCCAACUCCAGAGCAUCCCCCACCGGUGGUACGCUUCACCAUGAGGCCCAAUCACACCACCUCUGGAGCAGGCUCAGACUCCUCCGACUCUGAAUAUGGGUCUAAUACUACUGUUUCCGGCAUUAGCCAGGAGCUUCAACAGUAUGAGCUCCAGUCCAACAGGGGGCGAUCCGCUAGGCUUGAAGAGGUGCGGAUCGCCACGGGGGGACGACAAGGAAAUCGUCAAGUAGAGCUGCCAGCCUUUUCUUCUUACUCAGAUGACUCCAGACAGCACCAACCACAGCAGCAAUACAGAUCCACCCAUCCGCCCAGUUCUCAGGAUGCUGGACUUCAGUCGACAAAGCGAUACUGUAGCAGGGACCCUAAGAGGGACUUUGGGAGCGGUCAUCCGCCUCCCCCUCACAGGCCGCGCAUGGAUGCUUUUGAAACUGCUACUGAGCCAGGUGGCCGUACAGGCCCCAACAACCGGGAACGCCCAGGGACCAAUCGCCCCCGUUCCCACAACCCCUACACUCACCCAUCCCAUCCAUCCACAGGCCCCGCCUACUGUCAACCCAUCACUACGGUGACAGCCUCAGCCUCCGUUACGGUGGCUGUGCAUCCAGGGAUGCCCGGUCAGAGCCCUACCUACCCGUCCUACCCCUCCAAUGACAGCUAUCACACUUCAGAAGAUGUCUACACUGCCCCUCACUUCUCCGACCCUCACGUGCCCUUUGAGGAGAGCAAUGACGGCUCAAAAACAGAGGGCUUGGAGCUGCAGGAUCUGGAAUAUGACACGCUCAAUGCUUGCCACACAAGACCCUCCAGCUGAGUGGUUAAAUGUUGAAACCGCAACAGCCAAAGAACGGGACAUCUGUCUGCCGUGUGGCAGAAACACGGUGCCACCUGGCAGGGGCACUUUGACCAGCGGCGCCAAUUCGGUGCUUGACUCUGUUACUGUAUAACCCUGGUGUAUUAUUGUUCUAUAUUUCUAUAAGUAUUUAUGUGUACACGUAUGUAAAUAAUGAAUGAGAGUAGAUAUAAUUUGACCGGGGUAUUCAGACCGGACGGCGUGCUUGUGUGUUUAUUUGUUUCGAGUGCCCAUCCGUCAUCUGUGUAUCUGUGCCAUGAGGAAACUUCAUGUCUGACAAACAUUUCUGCAUACAGUUGUUGCUGCUUAUUAUAUUGUUGUAAUGUUUAUAAUGCUAUGCAAUUAUUUUCUCUAAUUUUAUAGAAGUGUGUGUGUGCGAGUUUGAAGAUUUUUUUUGUGCAUGUGGACAUGUGCACUUCUACAAUAUUUCGGUUCAUGUCAGGUCCCCGAGACUUACACUUAAUAAAUUACACAAAGACGAAGUAAUCUGGAAAUGUUAAUUUUUCAGCAAAUAUUUUGAUAUGAUUCUCAAAGCAUUUCUAUCGCACUUCUGUUAAAAACACAAAAACAAAACCUAACAAUACUUAAAAUACUGCACAGAUUUGUUUUUUUUAAUUGUACAUACAUUUUCAGAGGACAUAUUCAGGGAAAACUAGAUAUGUAGAACUUCACAAUAAUAUCCAACUUUUUUGUGCCGACAAGCAAAGUUUUAAGUGUGCGUGCUGACGUUUGUGUUUUGUGUAUAUUGAAGCGUUGGAAUUGAUGCUUUUUAAUGUUAAUGUGCUUAUCACAAACCUGUGGUAGUUUAAAAAAAAACAAUUACUGUUUAACAAUGAAACACGCUAUGCGUGAGAUUUUAGCUGAGUAGAAAUGAAGAAGGAAACAUGAGUGAGUGAUGUGUGUCUCUGUUCUGAACUUGUCUCCGAGUUAUUUUACUGUACGACGGCCAGUCGGUGGCGACCCUAAAUUUGCUCAUGACUCUUGACUUUACAUUACUGACUGCUUAUAGUUCUUCAUACCUGAAAGGAUUUUUAAUGGAUAAUCAUUCUACUGUGGAAAAUAAGUAGCAUAGUUUUUACAGCUGUUUUACCGUAUGGCAUUAUUUUUGAAUUCUCAAUUCUGGUUUUAAGCUAAACAUACUGUUACAACACGUCUUCUUGGUAAGACAUCAGUGUCUUACUUCGGUUUAAAUAAGCUAAUGAGCAUUUAAGGGUGAGUCACCGGACGGCCGAUCAAGAUGAUGUUUUUUGUUUAUUCGUUGACCUCUUCAAUGACAAAUCGCAACUACUGGCCCCAAUUUAGUCCGAGCAGUUCUGCUCGCUGACCUCACCUCAUAAAAAUCCACAACAUAACGCCAUGACACUAAUUGGAAGUUCCCCCUCGACUGCCAAAUGGUGCAUGCGAGUUCUUUAAGGGUCAAGGGUCAUGGAGCCCCCACUCCUCCAUCACUCGGAGGUUUGCGUGUGUCUGUAAAAACAUGUGUUUGGUGUCUACCACAACCUUAUCCCCCUCGUCCAGAUUGACUUCCUGUCAAACAGAUGUCCGCCCUUCUGGAACUUUGUUCUUGACAAAGACCUCAAGAGUUAUUCUGUGUUUGUUGUUUUUGUGUUUUUGUUUGUUUGUUUCUCCUAAAUGUCACAUUGGCAGAAAUGGGAGAAAAAUCAUGGCUGGCAACUAUUGUAAUUUUUAUAUAUAUAUAUAUAUAUAUAUAUAUAUAUUCUAUUAUUUUUUUACUUUUGUUUUGCAAUAUUUAUAUUUUUGUAUUAUAAGAUGUUGUUUUGUUCAAUUAUGGUCAUAAUGCCAGUUCUUAACAAUGCAGGGAUUUUUACGUCUGUCUGAAAACACUAUUACAGUUUAUUUUACAUUAACGGAUUUUGAUCUGUAUAAAGUGCUUACUAAUGUUAAAUAGGAAACAAAUAUAUAUAACAUUUACAUUACAGAUUCAUCAUAGCUCUUAGAGGAUUUUAAAAGGAAAAUAAUCAAUGGUUUUUACAGACUGCCAUUUGUCCUUGUUUGGCGUGGAUGUAUGUCGUUUUCAGUUACAAAGAUAAAUGUAUGCCAUAUAAUUUAUUUAUAUGAAAAUUUAUUUUUGUAGUGUACAUAGUAGUUGUCAAGUUAUUUGACAGAAGUAUAUUUUUAAAGAGUUUAUAUGUAAUGCUAUCAUUUUUUCUGAGAACAGAACUGAGAAGACAUGCACACUUGCUUACUUGUUCUCAGACAACUAAAGGUCCAUGUUACAGUGUUAUAUAGAGAGUGAGACUGUUUUGGGGUUUUGUGAAAAGCUAGCCAUGAACGUAGAAAAAAAUGUACUAGCUCUCUGAAUAAUAAUGUUCAAACACUGAUAGAAUUCUAACAAAUAAAAAUAUUAUAACUUAUUUGUCUCUGUGCUAUACAUUUAAUAAAUGAUUCUUAAA
Triplophysa rosa is the source of this 7286-nucleotide messenger RNA. It is a transcript of the gene ptch1, whose product is annotated as patched 1. NCBI's taxonomy places the organism in Eukaryota, Metazoa, Chordata, Actinopteri, Cypriniformes, Nemacheilidae. Bases 373 to 4833 code for a protein of 1486 amino acids. Gene Ontology annotation, biological process: smoothened signaling pathway. The transcript is spliced from 24 exons. Gene Ontology annotation, cellular component: plasma membrane. Gene Ontology annotation, molecular function: hedgehog receptor activity; smoothened binding; hedgehog family protein binding. The record is from RefSeq and is a predicted model, not a curated record.